Ilex paraguariensis (yerba mate) is the source of this 1344-nucleotide messenger RNA. The record is from the annotation of a GenBank genome assembly. NCBI's taxonomy places the organism in Eukaryota, Viridiplantae, Streptophyta, Magnoliopsida, Aquifoliales, Aquifoliaceae.
AUGUCUCCUAUAAAACCCUUUAAGAGAGUCUGCAUGUGGUAACAUUGGCUUCCAUAAACACAUACACAUUCAAACAAGCAAAAGACUAUUAGGGGUCUCUUGGUACUCCCAUGGAUGAAUCAACAUCAAAGCUCGAGUUGCCCGGUUUCAGGUUUCAUCCAACCGAAGAAGAACUCAUUGAUUUCUAUCUAAAAAAUAUGAUUUUCGGCAAAAAAUUGCGCUUUGAUAUUAUUGGGUUUCUCAACAUUUACCAUUAUGAUCCUUGGGACUUGCCAGGUACACUAUUAGUUCAGCUCUUAACAAUAUUUUUUUUCUCUUAGUUUUACGGCAUGACAUGACCGUGGGAUUUGGGGUAACAGUAAAGUUUUCCUCUAAAGUUUGAGUCACUAAAAUAGUAUGUAUCUAUGCACGUGUAAGCGUAGUUAGAGUUGAUUUUUGUAUUAACAAAUACAAAAUGGUUGUGAUAAAUUUGGAGUUACCAUUGUCUAAAUAGGGAUGGCAAAGAUUGGAGAGAGAGAGUGGUACUUCUUGGUGCCUAGGGACAGAAAGCAUGGCAGUGGAGGAAGGCCAAACAGGACAACUAAGAAUGGAUUUUGGAAGGCAACUGGUUCAGACCGUAAAAUAUGGAGUUCCUCGGACCCCAAGAGGGUGAUAGGGUUGAAGAAGACUCUGGUUUUCUACAAGGGCAGAGCACCACGAGGUUGCAAAACUGAUUGGGUCAUGAAUGAGUAUCGCUUGCCUGAUACAUGCCCCUUACGCAAGGACAUAGUGUUGUGUAAGAUAUAUAGGAAGGCAACCUCCUUGAAGGUGUUGGAGCAGAGGGCAGCAAUGGAAGAGCAAAUGAAGACAAUUCAUGCACUUGCUCCUACUUCUCCAUUAAUGGAUACCAUGUCCUUUUGCAGUCAAGCUGAUGAGUUUAUCGUUCCAAUGCCAGCAAGCCACAUGGUUUUCAAGAAGGAAGAUGAAGAGAUACUGCAAUUCGAUGAGAGAGAAAAUGUUGAAACAGGGGAAGCUGAAGGGAACAUUUCCUCAACUCUACAGUUACCCUCUGGGAUAGAAAAGUUGGCGGAGCUCCAAGUACCUAAAUUCAGCAUGGACUGGACUCAGGAUCCCUUUUGGACACAGUUGCGUAGCCCUUGGCUGGAGAAUUAUACCCUUUAUACCGCCAAUGUCCUGAAUUUUUAAAUCUUGAAAAGUUUUAUGAUGGUUGAGUCCCUUCAAUGAUCAAAAAGUUCAGAAUUGUAGAUAGGUUUUAUGGUUAAGGCCAUUUUGUCACUCAUGUUAAUCACUGUAUUUUGUUCAUAACUUUUGCAAGAAAUACAUUAAUUUACUCAAUGGACAAUC